GUUUUUUGCAAUUGUUUUGUUUUCUGGCAAAAAAUGUCAAACUCUGUGAAUAUAUCGGUGGAAACAACCUGCGAGAACCAAAUCCGUGAGAUUGGCUACGAUGGCACGGAGCUGUAUCAACCGCCGCCAACUUUGUCCGAAAGUCUGGCGAAAUGUGCGGCACGCAUCGACUUCAGCAAGACGUCGCUGGACGACCUGAAGAGGGAGGAGAAGUCGGCUGCAGCGGCGGCCGGGGAUGAGGACAACAAGGACGCCACCCAGUUCCAGGAGAGCCUCUGGCCGUGGGACGCUGUGCGCAACAAGCUGAAGGACGCCCUUACCGAGAUCUGUGUGCUGUCCGACGUGAUCUCCAUAGCCAAGGACAAGCGCUACUUGGUGCUGGACCCUCUGCUGGAGGAGGGCGACGAUACCAAGCCGAUUGUACAGGUGUACAGCCGGAAGAAGGCCAUCUCACAGGCGGCACAAGUGCUGCUCGGAGGAGCGGAGCGCCUGCGAAACGCCCACAGCGAGCAGCGCAGUCGCAACGUGUCCGACUUCCACAUCGAACUGCUCCGACUACGUCAAAACUGGCGCCUGAAGAAGGUGUCCAACGCCAUUAUCGGGGACCUAAGCUACCGCACCGCAGGCUCUAAGUUCGGCAUGAGCGGCACCUUUGAGGUGACCAAGGCGGAGGAGGCCUUGGAUGACGACACUGUCAGCACGUCCAGCAGCAGCAGCACCGCCUCGGGCAACAAUGGAAUGCAGCUGAAGGCCAGUUCCGCGUUGCGGGUGAUUGUGCCGGCCGAACUGCAGGGCGUGGCCUAUAUCAAAGUGAUCACGCAGAAGGACCAGGAAGACUUGUGUACGGCCCAAGUGAACCUGAUGGGCCACGGACCCAACAUAACCGCCCAGGUGGGCGUGUGGCAGAAGACGCUGGAGUUUGCCCAAAACGUGCUCUUCUGCAAGGAACUAUUCGCUCAGUUAGCUCGCGAAGCCAUCCAGCUGCAGGCCCCGAUUCCUCAUGUGGUCAUUGGCAACCAAAUUCGUGCCACCCUGCUGCCCAAUAUACAGCUAAUCAUCUCCCUCUGCCACUCGACCACAUUCGACUCCAGCCUGCCAGCGCCCAUCAACGACCACGACCAUGUACUCGAGCACUCACUGCACCAGCUGCUGCGCGAGGUGCACUACAAGAAUUCGCAUCAUCCGUUCCCUCACCCGGCCAGCGCUCCAUUGGGACCCACGAAGAAGCGCAUGCUUGCAGGUCCCAUGGCUGCGGACCGAGAGACGCUAUUGGACAUGACCAAGACGCAGACCAUUCUUGAGCAGAUCAUAGCCCAGGCACAGCACAUCUUCAUGCGCAAGCGAACGCAGUACGUGCUGGAUACUCUGGCCAGGGAUGUAAAGGAUCCCCAGAUAGUGUCGCACUGGAACGCAAUGAACAGCCCCACCAUGUCGUGCGUGAAAAUCAACAUUGUGACGCACGGAUACGAUGCCAUUGGGCGCACGUCGCUGGUGAUUCACGUCAAGGAGCGAUCACUGAAGUGCAUCUGCCGAGACGGACGCGUGAUGCGGCUGUCCUACGAACCACAGGAGCUGCGCGACCUGAUACUCUGCCAGAUCAACUCACACCAGAUCUCAUGCCUAAUCAGUUUGGCCCGCUGCAUGGCCUGGACGGUGCUCUCGAACAGCAAUCACCUGGGCAUUGGCAAGGUGGAGCCGCUGGGCAAUGCCAGUUCCUGUCUGCUGGCCUCGCCCAAUAGCGAUCGAAUGAUUGCCGUGCAGAUCCGCUGCGAUCCCCAGAUCGAUGUUAAAGUCUACAUAGCGAGAAGUCCACGCCAGGACUUCUUUCCCAGUCCCUUGGUUCCCGAGAAGCUCUGGGAGAAUCUGGGCGGUAAUUUCAAAGAGGUGAGAUUCGACAAAAUUGAGGGCAAGAGUUUUCUCAACAAAAUGGAAUUUCUGAUGGCCUCACUGACAAGCAACUCGGCCUGAAGCCGGAGCCCAAGGCGGGGCCCCCCUCCCUCAUCCCCUAGUUUAUAUAUAAAUCGAAUUAGAACUCGUACUAUGUUAAGGAUUAUUUAAAGUAAAAAGAGUUGUAACUAUGUA
This is a messenger RNA of Drosophila kikkawai, 2082 nucleotides long. RefSeq names its product mediator complex subunit 17 (gene MED17). Gene Ontology annotation, cellular component: mediator complex; core mediator complex. The record is from RefSeq and is a predicted model, not a curated record. NCBI's taxonomy places the organism in Eukaryota, Metazoa, Arthropoda, Insecta, Diptera, Drosophilidae. Gene Ontology annotation, molecular function: transcription coregulator activity. Gene Ontology annotation, biological process: regulation of transcription by RNA polymerase II.